This is a messenger RNA of Peromyscus maniculatus bairdii (prairie deer mouse), 6132 nucleotides long. NCBI's taxonomy places the organism in Eukaryota, Metazoa, Chordata, Mammalia, Rodentia, Cricetidae. The record is from RefSeq and is a predicted model, not a curated record.
GCUCAUCCCCUCCAUCCACCUCUCCUCCCCCGCCCUCCACCUCUCCCUCCCGGCAGCCCCAGCCCCAGCAAGCACCCGGCUAGCCACCUCCAGCUGGGGCUCCGGAGAGCAAUCUGGCUGCCCUCCUGGGGCAGCCCAAACCAUGGAAGCCUUCGCAGGUUGCUGAUCACCGCCAGGCGGCUGCUGCAGCGACUGCAGAGGCGCUGCGCCAAGCGGCGCGGGAGUCGUGCGAGCCGGCGGGACUGCGGAGGGCGAGUGGACCCAGGGUUGUUGGGAGAAGUCAAUGGCGUAAUGUACGUAAUCGUGUAGCACGGGCCGGUGUGCGGUGGGGCUUAGCUUGGCGGCUGCAUCUCCCCCAGCAUGAGCAGAAGUCCAGGGCAUGGCAUUCUCAACUAAGCUUUCCCAGGCUAUCGUCCACAGUUCCUUCUCUGAACGUGGAGUCAGGGGCUAUGACCUCUAGAGCUGGCUCAAAACUACCCACUGGCUGUAGAAAACCUAGGUUUCUCUCCACUGAUCCAAGGGAGCUCUGGGCUGAUGUCUAGUAUAGCCCUGAUCCCAGACAGCUACACCCUCCGCAUGGGGCCUCUCCCUCCCCCACAUCCCUGAAGACAUCCUGCAGAGCUGUCCUUGACACUCAAGUCCCUGCUCAGAAGAACAUCCUAAGGACCCAGCACAGGAGUCAGUGGGCCUGAGUCCACCCAGCCCCCUUCUCAAGUCUCCUGGGCAUGUGAAUGCCUUUUGCUAGACCCACCCACGGUAGGACACUCAGCAACUAGGGAGGGCUUCUGCUCUCUUGACCUUGGCCUCCUAUGCAUCAAGCCUGUGCUCACUUUCCUGGGAUGUACUAAAAUAAACAUGCACGUUUAUAUGACAAGAGUCUAGCCUGCAUGCAUGUAUGCAGCAUGGGAGUCAGAGGGCCUGGCUGCUUUGUCCUGCCUUGGGAGCAGGCGCUUGAGCAUGUACAUGGACAUGUGUGUGACACAUCUUGGAAUGACCUAUUUUGUCUGUAUCCAUUGAUCUUUCUACACGUGUGCUGGUAUGUCCGUCUGUCUUGUCUCCUUUGUAGCCAGGAAGCCCUGAACCACGUGCCAACUGGGAAGGCGAUGGUCGGCGAGACCAGCCCGGCCUAAUCUGGGGCUCCUACUCCUGCACCAGGGGUCCUCCGACCUGCAGCCCCUGCCACAGAGGGAGGCCUGGAAGUGGGAGGCGGGCUCUGAGGGGCAGGGACCUGGGGAGAAGCAGGCUUGGCUGGUAGAGUAGAAGACCCUUUUGCUGCACUGGUGGACAGGAGACCCUUGUCCCGCUGUCCCCGUGACCGUGGUGGGCUCUUCACCCGCUGGGUGCCUUCACUGACCUGGAAGAUCUGGGGUUGGACUGAUGACUUCUAGCCACCCAUGAGGCUCUGAAAACUAACUGAGACUUUAAACCGGGGUUAGCAGUCCGUGCCGAGCCCCACUGAAUUGAUUGGCGGAGGCAGCCGCCCGCAGCCUAGCCCACAGGUCCUCGCUUGAUUCCGGGGUGUCGUGUGCCGAAGGGCAAGAGGAGAAGCCAUGCCAGGCAGUGGCCCCAGUGAGAGGAUGACAUGGCCCGGCCCUGCCCUCCCUACGCCCCCCACAACCCGCCCUCUCUCCUCAGCCCUGGGAACACCGCCCAUCCCACCGCUAACCAGGACCCGCAGCCUCAUGGCCAUGUCCCUGCCGGGAAGUAGACGGGCCUCUGCUGGAUCUCGCAGCGGGGGCACUUUAGGCCGUAGUGGCCUGGCAGUGUUCGCCCAGUGCCCACAGCUGCCCGCCAGCCAGAAUGAGCAGCUGCCUCUUCUCCCCGCCUCCAGGCGUACUUCUCCACCUGUGAGUGUGCGGGACGCCUACGGCACCUCUUCCCUCAGCAGCAGCAGCAACUCUGGCUCCUGCAAGGGCAGCGACAGCAGCCCCACACCGAGGCGCUCCAUGAAGUAUACACUAUGCAGCGACAACCAUGGCAUCAGGCCCCCCACCCCAGAGCAGUACCUGACUCCACUGCAGCAGAAGGAGGUCUGCAUCCGGCAUCUGAGGGCCCGGCUCAAGGACACACAGGACCGGCUCCAGGACCGGGACACGGAGAUUGAUGACCUGAAGACCCAGCUGUCCCGCAUGCAGGAGGACUGGAUUGAGGAGGAGUGCCACCGCGUGGAAGCCCAGCUGGCUCUGAAGGAGGCCCGCAAGGAGAUCAGGCAGCUGAAGCAGGUCAUCGACACUGUCAAGAACAACCUGAUUGACAAGGACAAGGGGCUGCAGAAGUACUUCGUGGACAUCAACAUCCAGAACAAGAAGCUGGAGACACUCCUGCACAGCAUGGAGGUAGCCCAGAAUGGGGUAGCCAAGGAGGACGGAACUGGGGAGUCGGCUGGCGGGUCCCCUGCACGCUCCCUCACCCGCAGCUCCACCUACACCAAGCUGAGUGACCCAGCUGUCUGUGGGGACCGCCAGCCAGGGGAUCCCUCCAGCGCCUCUGCUGAGGACGGAGCCGACAGUGGCUUCGUGGCUGCCGACGACACACUGAGUCGGACGGACGCCCUGGAGGCCAGCAGCCUGCUGUCGUCGGGAGUGGACUGUGGCCUCGAGGAAGCCUCGCUGCACAGCUCCUUCAACCUGGGCCCCCGCUUCCCUGCCAGCAACACCUACGAGAAGCUGCUGUGCGGCAUGGAGGCUGGCGUGCAAGCCAGCUGCAUGCAGGAGCGGGCCAUCCAGACAGACUUCGUGCAGUACCAGCCUGACCUGGACACCAUCCUGGAGAAAGUAGGCCAGGCUCAGGUGUGUGGGACAGUCCCCAAGGACAGGCACUCAGAGCUGGAUCCCUACCCCUCAGGGCCCAGAGACCCCAACUCAGCAGUGGUGGUGACAGUGGGUGACGAACCCGAGGCCCCAGAGCCCAUCACCUGUGGGCCAGCUACACACCGGCCUGCGGCCAACUCCAACCCGGGACUGCCAGUGAGCGUGGUGUGUCCUGUGGAAGAGGAGGAGGAGGCAGCUGCCACAACCGACAAGGAACCCAAGAGUUACUGGAGCCGCCACUACAUUGUGGAUCUGCUGGCUGUGGUGGUGCCAGCUGUGCCAACAGUGGCCUGGCUCUGCCGCUCCCAGCGGCGCCAGGGCCAGCCCAUUUACAACAUCAGCUCUCUGCUGCGGGGCUGCUGCACAGUGGCCUUGCACUCCAUCCGUAGGAUCAGCUGCCGCUCGCUGAGCCAGCCGGGCUCCAGCUCAGCGGGCGGCUCCCAGCUCUGAGGAGGCUGCCAGCUCCCCACUUUUGGCAGCCUGACCACUGAUUGUAGGAUGCCAUUUGCUGCCCGCCCCCCCCAUCCCCAUGGGCAUCCUCUCAUCUACUUUCAGGUCUGGAAUAGUGCCCCCCACCCCACAUGUUAAUAGUGUCAGGGAUUCAGAAAGGCAUCCCAAAGCUUCAAGAGAAAAGGUGGCCAGCUGAAGAGGGAGAAACUGGGAAGCGGUCCCCUCUGGCCCCUCUGGCCGCCCGGACUUCAGACAAGGCAGGCCCUGCUCAGAGAGUCUCCGGCUGUGUUGAUCUGGGGAUCCUCCUUUCCCUUGCAUCCUUUCCAGCACCCAGUCCACCUCCAUGUCUUCUCUCCCACGCCACCCCUUGUGCCCUCCUCAGGCUCCUGGACCAGUAUUCCCUCCUCAGAUGGAGGCAGCCAGGACCCCAAAUGCAGAGAAGCACUCCAAGCAGGGUCUGGCUGCCCCGUCCCACUGAAGCUCCAGCCUCUCCUCCUCCCUUGCCCUGGGAUGCAAAGUGUGAUCCAGCUGGCAUGACCAGCUCAGGCAGGAGGGGCAGAGGGCAGGGUAGAUUCUGUGUCUGUCUGUCUGUCCUCCAGGCCUUCCCCACAGUCUGUUUUCCUUUUGGCUUCUGGGUGUGUUAGAUCUUCAUGAGCUGUCCAGUGCCCAUCACUGUCCUGACACAGUAAUCAUGGGAUCGGGAGGGAGCGUCGGUACAGAGAAGGCAAGGCCAGCAGCUCUAGGAGCCCUUUGCCUUCUGAGAUGAGUCAUCUCAUCUGUAGCCUAGCGGUGCCUCAGCGAGCUGGGAAAGUCAGAGGCCGCCUGCCCCAGGCCCUUCGUCCUCAGACCCUGCCUAUGUUUGCUCUUGGUUCCCUUAGGGUCUUGGUUUCCUGCCCAUCCCAGAACCCCCAGGCUGCUUGCUCUCUGGGAUGAGGACUUCUGAAUCUCUGACCCAGCUGUCUCCAGAGGAAGGUGGCCAUCUGGAGGAACCUCCAGAUAGGGUUCUGAAGCCACAGUAUCUGCCUAUCCAUGCCAAAGCAGGGUCCCCUGAGUGUGCUUCCUAAUCAGGGGCAUGGUCAGGCGGUGGGAGCCUGCCUGGGAUGCUCCUGGUCCAGUCAGCCUGGGAAGAAGCCCUGAUCCUCACCUCCCUCUUCCCAGAGAGGUCAUACCUACCUGACUGGCCCCCGCCCAGGGAGUUGGUAGAAGCCUGCAUCUCACUCUCUGGCAUGGGAGCUUCUCUGGUUCUCUGCUAAGGUCGCUUUGCCCUCACCGAUGCCCCGGUAGCCACUACUUGACUCCUGAGUUCUGCCCCUCCACUCUGUGCCCUCCCCAAGGGCACCUGCAUGCACUGGGAGUGGGCAGCCAGCCUAGCCAUCAGGGCAAGAGCCCUCUGCCACGCGCUUUGUGCCUCCAAAACUCCCCCACCUUGGCUGGGGCCUCAGACCAGCCAUCCUUGGUGGAGCACCCCUACCCCAGCUGAACCAAACCCAAAUGCCUGAGGCCUCGCUGGGGCUGCCCCAUAGGACACUGGGGUGGUGCCAUGGAGAGACAGGGGAUAAAACUGAUCCAAAGUGAAGCCAGGACUGGCCACGGACCCAGCCUCCUGCGCCGUGCACUCAUGGAGCUCCAUAUGUCUCCUUAGCAACAGUCGAAGCUCUGCUGAGAAAAUAAAUGUAUGAACUAUAUUUGACAACAUAAAAUCCAUAUAUUUUUCACCAUUGGCAUUUAGUCCAACUUUGCAGCCCCUCUGUUCCAUGUCUUGCUGUCUGGGCCUUCUUGUCGUGUCUCGUGUUUUGGUGGACUUGGGCAGGGCUAGGACUGUGGUCCGCUCUGCUCCCGCUGCCGGAGAAGCCAUUGUAAAGCGUCCAGGUCUGUGGAGGCACUAAGUGAAGCUGACCAUUCACCCUGCUCCUGCUCGGACCCUAGCCCUGCCUCGCCUACCGCAGGGGUCCUCUUUUGUGAGUUCUGCCUAUCAGAAGGGCUCUGCUCCUUGCUGGUGGAGUGAGCAGGUCAUUACCCAGCCCCUGGAUGACCCUGGAUCCCCGCAGGCUGGGGAACAGGUCCUGCUCCUAAGUGUAUAUAAGCCCAGAGUCCCGUACCUGUGCCGAGGGGUUGCAAUCCCAUGCAAUCCCAGGAAGCGGGCUUGGAGGUAGACACUUUCAGCAGCCUGCUGGUUCCAGAUCUGGAGGAGGAGGAGGCUGAGAGCAAGGUGGGACUGGGCCAGGCUCCCCCUUUGAUGCUCAUCCCCAAAGCUCCCCCUUUCCUCCCAGUUGGCCAGCCCCCAUAGGCUGUGAUUUGCCCUCUUGCCCUUGGCUCCUGGAGCAGAAAUGUUUAGGGUGCUCCUUUCCCCACCUCCAGUCAGAGCUAACAAGGUCUUGAGGAAGUGUCCCCGGGAACUACCUUCUAGAGCUACUGAACCCUUGGAGCGCAGUGGCUGGCAGUAGUGGCUCCUUCGUUCUGGAGCCCUCUGUCAGGGCUUGGUGAGGACUUCUAAACAGAGGCAGCCUUGAGCAGAGUUCACAACCAAUGUCUUCAAGCAGGUAGCCUACAUAGCUUUUCACUGAGACCCCUUCCCACCUGCACAGGCAUCGCGGACAGCAGAUCCCAGGCUCGAGGGCCAAAGGCUAUUGAGGGGCCUCCACCCAGGGCACUCACAGCCCCCAGGGCACUCACAGCCCCCUCUGAACUAGAUGACAACACAAAUAGGCCACCGUGCACGCUCACAUUAGGCUAUUCCCUUGACAGGAACUUCAGGGGGACACGGGAGGGGGCCGUGGGAGGGGUCUUGACUCGCGGUCUCCUUUGUCUUUUUGUUCGGGCAGAGUUGUACCUGUAGCAGACAACUCUGAAUUAAAGCAUGAACACACGCGCA